UAACUGAAGCUUGUGAGUGCAGUAUAUUGAAUUUCCCCUAGAGGACACUGUAGUCGACACCUCCGUACACAAAAACUGUUGGCGGUUAGCAGGCAGCUCCAAGCGGGACCCUUGAAAACAAAAACAGUUCCGUGCAUUCUGUACUCAAUCAGCAUGCUAUUUCAACUGCAUACUUUAUUUAUUUAAGUAUAAGUAGGCGUUUUAAUGUUCUACAUGGUUAGUCAGGAACUAACAUUUAAGUAGCAAUUAAUAUGGCGAUGUCGCUGAACUCGUUCACUUUGUAAUUAAUUGACCCGGUUUGCAAGUUGGCCUCUCUGGAGGGAAACAAAACGGGACAAUAAUGCCUCCCAAGAAGCACCAGCUGAAGCCGACGGCAACCAACGUGUCCAGCUCCUUGGACCUGGGGUCUGAGGACGUCAGUCUGGAGACCACCGUGCCGACCACAGAGGAGGUGUCCUCGUCGGACGAGCAGCGGGAUGCCUCCCAGAAGGUGACCCGUCAGCUGAUCGAGAGGAAGGAGCUGCUGAACACAGUCCAGAUGCUAAAAAUCGAACUUUCUCAAAAGAAUCUCCUCAUUGACAACAUGAAGGCUGAUUAUAUGUCAAAGACCGAGGAGCUGGAAGAGAAACUUAAUGAUGCCCUGCAUCAGAAACAAGUGUUGUCCUUGAGACUGGACAGCCAGUUGAAACUUGCCGAGGAGGAAAACAGGAAACAGCAGGAGCUGCGUAAGCAGGAGACGGAGGCCAUCCUUCUCCGGCAGCAGCAGCUGGAGGAGACCAACCGGCGGCUCUGCGAGACGGCCAGAGAGCUGCGGAGGUCCUUCAGGGACCUGGACAUCUCCCAGGACAGGUACGAGGAGCUCCGCGGCAUCCCAGAAGACAAGGUGUCCAUACAGGAAUACAUAGCUAUGCGUUUCUACGAAGCUGUGACUGCUCUGCGAACKCAGCUGACUCAGCUGAGUGAGCAGAAAAGCUAUCUGACUGAGGAGUUGGACUUGCACAGAACCAAGAUGAAGACUUUGAUGGAGAGCUACGAGGAGGAGCGGCGCCGUCGUUCCGAGCUGGAGCUGAGGAGCCAGAGACUGACCUUAGAGCUGGCUGACACCAAACAGCUGAUCCAGGAAGGGGACUACCGCCGGGACAACUACCCCAACAUCAAACGUGAGCGUGAUAACUUCGAAGGGGAGCUGAAGGAGUUAAAGAGGAGAUUCGACACGGUYGACUUGUCUCACGCUGCCUUGACCAGAGAGCGAGACGCCCUCAGCAACGAGGUGGCGACGUUGAAGCAGUCGGUGACCCUCCUGCAGAAGGACAAGGAGUACCUCCACAGGCAGAACCUGGAGCUCAGUGUUCGCUGUGCGCACGAAGAAGAUCGCCUCGAGAGGCUGCAGGUACAAUUAGAAGACACUAAGAAGGCCAGGGAGGAGGCCUAUGAAAAAUAUGUAGCAUCCAGAGACCACUAUAAGUUGGAGUACGAGCACAAGUUGAGAGAUGAACUGGAGAACAUCCGACUAAAAACCAGUCAGGAGAUAGAGAACCUGCAGAGAACCUCCAGAGAGAUGUAUGAGAGGGAGAACAGACAUUUGCGAGAGGCGAGAGACAACGCAGUUCUGGAGAAGGACAGAGCCACAGCUGCCGAGAGAGACGCUCAGUCCAGAUACGACCAAAUGUUGGAGCAGUAUCGUCAGCUCCAGCUGGGCACCGACGGCCGAGUCACAGAACUGUCCAACCAGGCCAAGCUGCACUCCUUUGAAGCCGAGCGAGCUCAAAUGCUCAAGGAAGAGACGGCGAAGGCCCUGGGCCAGUGCCAGCUGGAGUGUGAGAAACAGCAGAAGAAACUGGAGCUUCUCACUCAGGAGUUUUACAGGCUACAGACGUCAUCUGAGAAGCGGGUGGCGGAGCUUCAAGCUCAGAAUGCCGAGUGGGCAUCUCGUCUGGAGACGUAUGAAAAGCUUGAGCAAGAGCUGGACCAGGUCACCAUGCAGGCAGCUGAAAUUGAGGAUGAGGAGGAGGCAGAGAGAGUUCUGUUUUCAUAUGGCUACGGAGCAAAUGUCCCCACAACAGCAAAACGAAGACUUAAACAGAGUGUUCACCUGGCCCGCAGGGUGCUACAGCUCGAGAGGCAGAACACAUCACUGAGGAGAGAGCUGGAGAGGCACAAGUCACAGGCGGGACAAAUAUCUCAAGAGUUAUCCGCAACCAACCAGCUGUUGCAGCAGGCGCAGCAGCCUCACAGCUAUCUGAUCGAGACAGUGAAAGAAAGAGAUGCACAGAUCAGCAGGCUGAAGGAGCAUGUCUCCUCUCUUGAGGACGACGUCAGUUCUCUGAGGAAAGAGCGUAACGUUCUGCAACAGGUGAAAAACAACAUGGCAGCCGACCUGGAGCGACUUCUCAACAACAGAGAGGAGUUGGCUAUGAUGAAGCAGAUUCUAAUCAGCAUGCGGUCCAGUCAGGGGGAGGUUUUAGCCGCGUUAGAAACCGAUCAUGGUGGGACGAAGAGCUCGGGAACAGGAAAACAGCAGAGCAAACGUAUCAACAGGACUGUCGAGGAAGAAUCACCAAACAAGCCCAAACCUACUGUUUUUACCAAGAAAGACGUUCCUGAUUGGUACCAGAAGCUACAGCCGAAACCAAAAUGAGGCUUUGCGUCACUACUGUGCUCAAUUGGAUCGUGUACUUUUCUAAUUUAUUUUUAGGCUGUUUUUAAAUUUGUAAAUUACUCUUUUUCCCCCUCACACCUAAAGAACCUUUAAAUACAAAAGCAAAGAUAAAAUGCUA
This is a messenger RNA of Austrofundulus limnaeus, 2777 nucleotides long. RefSeq names its product progesterone immunomodulatory binding factor 1 (gene pibf1). The transcript is spliced from 18 exons. The record is from RefSeq and is a predicted model, not a curated record. Gene Ontology annotation, biological process: cilium assembly. Lineage: Eukaryota; Metazoa; Chordata; Actinopteri; Cyprinodontiformes; Rivulidae. The coding region runs from base 341 to 2638 and encodes 765 amino acids. Gene Ontology annotation, cellular component: microtubule organizing center.